AGGUGCAAAUUGAUUAAAUUAUAAUAAAAAGCUAAAAAUAAAAUGUCAUCAAAGUAAUGAUAUUUAACAAAGUAACAGCUUUAAUUUUAUAACAAGAAUAUUUUAUAAAUACCAAUAUAAAUUAAUAAAUAAAAAAUAAACAUUUCGUACUAAAGUUAGAAUAAAAUUGAAGCAAAAAUACAAUCUAAAAAAUAUAUUGUCUGUGUCAGUGAACAAAAAAAAAAAAAAGUCUAAUAAUAAUAUAAAUAUUAGAGAAAAAAAAAAGCUAUUUUAUUUUGUCAUAAUUGUAUUUGAAAUUAACGACAAUUAUGAUUGGAAAAAACGAGCAAACAAAUGUCAAAAAUGUUGAUAAUUCACGUGUUAAAAUAAUAACAGAUAAAAGAAAAAUUCUUGAAGAUAAUUCAACAAAGGUACGUAAUGAGAUAAAAAAUUGUUUUGAAGAAUUAAUAAAAUCAUUAAAAACACGAGAAAAACAAUUACUUCGUCAACUUGAAGCUGUUCAUACUCAGCAAUUGUCAAUUGUCCAAUCGAACUCAGAACUAUUACCAUCAGUACCUUCAGUAAAUGUUAAUCUUGAUGAUUGGCAAACACUUGAUGAUACAAUAAUGAAAUUUGGAAAAUUAGAAUUACCAAAUCAAGAUGGAAUUGUUGUUAAAAAUACUGAACCAUAUAAAGUUGAAGAAUAUGAAGAUGCCAAUAAGGAUCAUGUUAGUUUUGAUAAAUCAAUUAAAAUUGAUGAUGACAAUAAUAUUAUCAUCAAUAUUCCAUCACCAAGUAUAGGAAAAAAAAUUAAUUUAUAUAAAAAUAAUAACAUGGAAUUACCAAGUUGCUCAAAUAAUGAUAAUUUAAAUGUUAGUUCAGAGACUGAAAUACAUUUACAAUUAAAUACUGAAUCUAAUAAUAUCAUUGGAGUUUUUGGUGAUCAUGAUUAUUUACCAUUGUGUUCAUCAAACGAUUCUCAAGUUGCAAAUAAUAUUAAUAAUUUAUCUACAUCAAGUGUCAAUGGAUUAUCUACUCAAACGAAAAAUUCAACAACAAAUAUUCAACAAAAUAAUGAAAAUUCUAUUCAACAAGAUGCUGAUAAUGAUCAUGAUGUUGAUUUAAAAAAAAUUAAUGUUAAUGAUGACUGUAAGAAGCAGGAUAAUGAUGAACAUCCAAAACAAAUUCAACAGUGGCUUGAACAAAUUUUAGUUGAGACGGAAACUGAACCAGCUAUUCAUGAGAUUCAACAAUUUGCUGAUAUAUCAAAAUCUCGAUACAAAGAAUUUGAAUUUCCACUUAAAAUAUAAAUUUAAUUUUUUUUUAAAUAAUAAUCAAAGUCCCUAUUGUUUAACACAAGUUUUUCCUUUUUGUUUAAAAAUUUUUUUUUUUUUUCUAGUACUUAAAUUAUUUAUUUAUCGCCAAAUAACUUAUUAAUUUUUUUGUUUUUUACAUUUCAAUACUGAGGCCAAAAUUUUUUACGUUAGUAAAUAAACCAAAAAGUCUGAUUAUUCAAUUUUUUUUUUCUUAUUCAAAAAUAAAAUUAUAAAAACUUGAUGAACUUGAUAGAAAAAAAAAAAAAAAAAAUUUCUUAUUCUAAUCGUUGAUCGUAUUAAGAAUGAUUUAAAUAAAAAAAUUAAUUUGUCAACUGAUUCCGUCUUAAAACAAAUUCAAUUGCCAGAUAAAAAUGUGAUUAUAUACUUAUCUAUUAAAAAAUUGAAUAAAAAAGAAAAAACAAUUGUCAUUUUGUGCCGAUAAUUUAUGACUAGUUGUAAGGUGAUUAAUUAAAUAAUAAUGUAGACAUUAAAUAGAUUUUCAUAAACAGUUUAAAUUGUGUCAAGAUGAAUACAUUUUAUGGAUUUAUAUUUAACUAAAUAAUUAAUUAUAAUUUGUUUUAUUAUUGAAUAUAACACGACUUAAUAUUGUCAUAACUGAAAUGUUUGGUUUUUUUUUUUUUUAACAAUGUGUGAUUACUUUUUUGUUUGUUUAUUCAUUUCAUCAAUAAUUAAUCUUUGUGACAUUUUACUAAAUUAUUUAAUUAACAUCUAAGAUUAAUGCAUAUUUCUUUGGAACAAGUUUUAAAUAUGUUUCACAAAAUUUGUACUUACAACAUAAUAUUAAACGUAUUCUAAAUUGUUUAAUAAACAAAAAAAAAAAAAAGAAAAUUCAUAAAUCCUA
Molecule: messenger RNA, 2157 nt
Organism: Aphidius gifuensis
Lineage: Eukaryota; Metazoa; Arthropoda; Insecta; Hymenoptera; Braconidae
Product: homeobox protein 3-like
Exons: 2
Coding region: 309-1289 (326 amino acids)
Source: RefSeq, a predicted model, not a curated record